This is a messenger RNA of Exaiptasia diaphana, 1088 nucleotides long. Its product is annotated as tubulin polyglutamylase complex subunit 1. Gene Ontology annotation, molecular function: microtubule binding. The transcript is spliced from 10 exons. Bases 16 to 798 code for a protein of 260 amino acids. Gene Ontology annotation, biological process: protein polyglutamylation. The record is from RefSeq and is a predicted model, not a curated record. NCBI's taxonomy places the organism in Eukaryota, Metazoa, Cnidaria, Anthozoa, Actiniaria, Aiptasiidae.
CGUUGUCAAAACAAAAUGGCUGACAAGAAACCAUCCAAAACAAAUGUAUUUGACGAUGGCAAACUUGAGAAAAGUGAGACUCCCAUAGAUUUUCUUUACCGAACUGGCAUUACAACGCAGAUAAAAGAUGUUAUGAGGUUACUAAUUGACAGCAGGCCUGAGGAUCCAAUAGCCUUUCUAGCUGAAUAUUUUGAUAAUUUAGCAGAUAUUUCCACGGCUUUAAUAAGAGCACAUCAAAAAAUAUGCUUGGUUCCUUACUCAAGACCUGCUUUUUAUGACAAUCUAAUGGAUGCUUAUGACUUGUUGAGGAACCAGAAAGGAGGAAAUGGACUUAGAGGCCUCACAGGAAAGACAUAUAAUGAUAUGUUAACRCUAUUAAACAGGGAUAUUCCAACCAACGAAGCAGAACUAUUAAUGAAAAGAAUAAUGUGCUAUGAUCAUGAGGUUGUAAGAUUCCAUGUUUUCAGAAGUGGAAUUCUUUCAUCACUAAUUUAUGAAGAAUUUCUAAAGCAAGCUGAGUCUCUCUACCAAGAACUUGAUCUGUAUGAAAGAGGAAAAGCUGAUAAAAGGCUUUGUGMUUUGUGUCUCAAAAAAUUGGAAGAUGCCGUUAAUACAUCCAAUAUAUCAGAUCCUCUAAGUAUCAUCCAGGCCGGUGUGCAUGUGAGUUCCAAGUCAUUUGAAAAAACUGCACUAGAGGUUCUAGCGAAAGGUGAUCACAGCAAAGAAACAAUAGCAAAAGAGGACUUUAUUAAAUCAGCUAGAGAUAUAUUUUUAAAUCAGAUGCCUUCCUUCAAGUGAAAACAAGGAGGUUGCCUGUCAAGGAUAAAAUGUUUUUAUGAAUUAUUUAAUAAAUAAGCAUAUAGUAUUUAUGAAGUGUAUGUUAAUUAUAUGUAAAUUUGUUCAUUAUUGUGUAUAUGCAAUGUUAAUGAACCAUUGAAUGCAAAGAACCACCUGUAAAUAAACAUUUAAAUAUCAUAAACUGGCAAAGAAUCAUUACUAGUGUUUAUAAAAAUAUGUUUCUCWUACCUGUAUUUUGUUAUACUAUUAAAUUUAUGAAAUAAAACAAAAUUUUAUGCCAAAAAAUAUUU